AAUGGCGUUUCACUUUCUUCUACAGCUCUACCUACCUCUCUCUAUCUCUCUCUGACUCUCUCUCUCUAACUCAACUACUUCAACUCAGAGAAGCAAACCAACUACCUGCACACAAACAAAGAGAUCAGACGUCAUUCAGCUUUAAAUUCCCACUACGAAUUUUCUCUAUAUAUACUGCUUGCUUUCUUCUUCUCCAAACACCCACCUUCUUUCCUGCAUUUCACUGCUUUUCUUCCUCAAACAAUCCUUCCAUUUCUCGCCAACCUUUUCUUGUGAGUUUUGGAAAUGGAGGCAAAGAUGUUGACAGCUGCUUCCUCCACCGUGGUCGCCGGCCCCUGCAUUUCCAGGCCCUCGCACCGUUUCACCGUGAAAAAAUUGGGGAGAAAUUGCACUGUGCGAUUUCAGAAAUCGAGGAGUUUGAGUAUCGGCGCAAUCAGAAUUCGAGCUUCAACAGGAGCUACUAUGGGAUUCUCAGUGGAAUCGAGACAUAGGAUAGAUGAGAGUGAGGUUUAUACCCUUGAGGGGAUCAGAAACUCGUUGAUAAGGCAAGAGGACAGCAUUAUCUUUGCUGUUUUGGAGAGAGCUCAGCUUUGUUACAAUGCGGAAACGUAUAAUCCUAAUGCUUUUCCCGUCAAAGGAUAUACUGGCUCUAUGCUCGAGUACAUGAUCAAAGAGACUGAAAAGCUUCACGCAGCAGUUGGAAGAUACAACAGUCCUGAUGAGCAUCCUUUCUUCCCUGAUGUUGUUAAGGAGCCAGUGUUCCCUCCGCUUGAGUAUCCACGGGUUCUCCAUCCUGCAGCAGACUCGAUCAAUAUCAACAGUCAAUUAUGGGACUUGUAUUUCAACAAUUUCCUCCCUCGAUUAGUUAGAGAAGGUGAUGAUGGUAACUGUGGAUCAUCUGCUACUUGCGACACUAUUUGUUUGCAGGUCCUGUCAAAGAGAGUUCACUAUGGUAAAUUUGUGGCUGAAGCUAAAUUUCGGAAAUCCCCUGAUACUUACGGAGCUGCCAUUAAAGCACAAGACAGAGAUGGACUAAUGGCGUUGCUGACAUACCCAGAAGUCGAACAGGCUAUCAGGGAAAGAGUUGAGAUGAAGACCCGCAAAUACGGCGAAGAAGUGACUCUCCCUGGAGACGAAGACGGAGACAGCACUGAGCCAGUCUACAGAAUCAAACCAAGCAUAGUUGCUGAUCUUUACUGGGACUGGAUCAUGCCAUUGACAAAGCAAGUUCAGAUUGAGUAUCUGUUGAGAAGACUCGACUAAGUCGCAAACGAGGAGAGUAACAAGAAGGGGAACUGGACUGUUCCCGUGAGUAGCAGCAGCUCAUAUAGAUAAAUGAUCGGUUUGGGACUGAGUCCUCAAUGCUGAACAACUUUUCAUUCUGUAUUUUGUAAUAUUUAAUAUUUUCGUGUUCCAGUUUCAGGCUUA
Messenger RNA from Salvia splendens (bonfire salvia), 1428 nucleotides. Its product is annotated as chorismate mutase 1, chloroplastic. Gene Ontology annotation, biological process: aromatic amino acid biosynthetic process; chorismate metabolic process. The record is from RefSeq and is a predicted model, not a curated record. The transcript is spliced from 6 exons. The coding region runs from base 286 to 1263 and encodes 325 amino acids. Gene Ontology annotation, molecular function: chorismate mutase activity. Lineage: Eukaryota; Viridiplantae; Streptophyta; Magnoliopsida; Lamiales; Lamiaceae. Gene Ontology annotation, cellular component: cytoplasm.